Messenger RNA from Numida meleagris (helmeted guineafowl), 11602 nucleotides. RefSeq names its product remodeling and spacing factor 1 (gene RSF1). The record is from RefSeq and is a predicted model, not a curated record. Gene Ontology annotation, cellular component: RSF complex. Gene Ontology annotation, biological process: regulation of DNA-templated transcription. The transcript has 16 exons. Bases 131 to 4405 code for a protein of 1424 amino acids. NCBI's taxonomy places the organism in Eukaryota, Metazoa, Chordata, Aves, Galliformes, Numididae.
CGCUCUGGCCGACGCCCCCCCGUCUCCCCGCCUCUCGCGGUGCACUGUGGGAUCGUGGCGGCGCGCAGCUCGGCAGCGCCCCCUCCCUCCCCGCCCCCUCCCCAGCUCCUUCUCCAUCCCCGGGUCCAAGAUGGCGGCGGCGGCUCCUCCGGCUCCAUCGCCGCCUCCCCCUCCUCCCGCCGGCCCGUGCUGCCCGGGCUCUUGGCCUAACUUCGCCGUCGUUUGCUCUUUCCUCGAACGCUACGGUGCUUUGCUGGAUCUCCCCGAGUUGCCUUUCCCCGAUCUGGAGCGCGUCCUGCAGCCUCCCCAGGAGCCCGGAGACCAGGUUCCAAAAGAAUUGGUGGAGCUUCACUUGAAACUGAUGAGAAAGAUUGGGAAGUCUGUCACAGCAGACAGAUGGGAAAAAUAUUUGAUCAAGAUAUGCCAAGAAUUCAACAGCACUUGGGCUUGGGAGAUGGAAAAAAAAGGAUACCUAGAAAUGAGUGUCGAAUGCAAACUGGGGAUUCUGAAGUAUCUCUGUGAAUGUCAAUUUGAUGACAAUCUAAAGUUCAAAAAUAUAAUUAACGAGGAGGAUGCUGAUGCCAUGCGUCUUCAGCCUAUUGGUCGAGACAAGGAUGGACUGAUGUAUUGGUAUCAGCUGGAUCAAGAGCAUAAUGUCAGGAUGUACAUAGAAGAACAGGAUGACCAGGAUGGAUCCACAUGGAAAUGCAUUGUUAGAAACCGAAAUGAGCUUGCCGAGACCCUUGAGCUCUUGAAAGCACAAAUUGAUCCUGCCCUGCUGAAAAACAACAAUUCUCAGCAGGAGAAUUCAUCACGUGAAAGCCCAAGUAUAGAAGAUGAAGACACCAAAAAGGGUGAAGAAACAUCUACACAAGAAAACCAAUUAAAAAUGAAAGAAGAAAAAGACGAGGCGGAGGAACAGUCAAAGGAAUUAGAAAGUCUUCCUCUUCCUGUGGUCAAAGAGGAUGAAAACAUGAUGAAAACUGAGAAGACUGAAGAAAAAGAAAUUAUAAAAUUGCCAGUAAUAGUAAAAUUAGAGAAACCUUCGGAAUACAGCGAAGAGAAACAAACUGUCAAAGAAGAAAGUGAUUCCUUUAAAGAAAAUGUCAAGCCUGUUAAAGUAGAGGUGAAGGAAAACAAAAUAGAACCAAAAGACUUAAAAGAAGUAAAAAGUUCUACUGACAAAAUAGCAGUUCAUGAGCCCGAGAGGCUGGAUUUUUGUGUUAACGUCAAAACUCCCCAGGAAAUCGUGGAGAAAUCUGUAGAAGAAAGUGAGAAACUUAAAAAUGACCAGCAGGCAAAAAUACCUCUUAAAAAGCGAGAGAUCAAGCUGACAGAUGACUACGACAGUCCCAUAAAGGGGUCCCUAUGUAAAUGUGUGACUCCAACAAAGGAUGUCUUGAAGGAAGAGGGGAAACCAGAAGAGGAAACUUUUAAGAGAGUCCCUACAAUUACUGCUUUAUGUCCCGAUGGGAAAGUGCUGGUAAAUGGAGAGGUUAGCAGUGAAAAAAUAACCCCAAGUGUCAUACAAAAUAAUAGGUCGGAGCACUCCGUCGGUACGAAGGAAGACAGCAGCUCAUUAAAAGAGAAAAAUGGUAAAAGUGGGGAAAAGGUAUCGGACUCCCUAAAUUCUGUUAGUAAAAUUAUAAAAGCGUGUGAGGUGGAGAAAAAUGCGGUAACUGUGGUGAAAGAGCUAGGGCCUGUGGUCUCUGAGGUUUCAAAUCAGAAAGUGCCUUUAAAGGAAGAAUCUAGUCCUGUGGAGAAAGAGUCCCUUGACAGUCCAGCUACUGAAAUGGUAGUGGAAGAAUCUUCAAACUCUGAAGACUGUGCCAAAAAACCCGAAGAGAAACUAGCCGCGAUAAUCAAAAAGGACAGACUGCCGCCACCCAAAGAAUGUUUAGAGAAGCUGGAGAAGCCCACAAACCCAUCUCCUCCUGCAGAACUGCCCAAGCCUGCACCGCCUGAGGAAGAGACUUUGAAAAGUAGAAGUGAGCCUGAGGAGAAACCUGAUUCUCCCAAAGCUGCUGAGGCACCCCCUCCAUCUUCUUCUCCUGUUACUUUAGAGAAGUCCGUUGUGGAAGCAGAAGGCUCUGAUGCUAAACCUGCUCUCCCUGAGGAGAGCCAAGUAGAAGAAAAAUCCAACCCUGAAAAACCUGAGGAAGAGCCUGAAGCUGCCAAGCCAGAGCCAGAGGGAUUAGACGAUGCCCACGCGUCCAAUCUAGAGGACACCUCGGAGAGUAAAAAGGAUUCCCCAACGCCUAAAAGCAAAUUUAAAUAUAAGCUAGUUUCUGAAGAAGAAAGCUGUGCAACAGAUAACAAAGAAAUAACUUCUGAAAGACAGAAAGAAGGCAUUAAAUUAACGAUCAGGAUCUCCAGUAGGAAGAGAAAGGCAGAAACACCACCAGAAGACGUCACUGCUGGGCGCACGUUGAGGAGAUCCCCACGAAUAUCUAAGCCCACUCCAAAAGUGGUGGAGACCCGGGAUCAGAAAGCUGAGAAAAAGCGACCUGAAGAGGAAGAGGAGAAACCUGCUCAUAAACAGGAAAGAAAAGAAGAUGCAAAAAAACAAGAGAAGGAGUCAAAUUCUAAGGUUAACAAGAGAAGCAAAGUUCGGUGGACGGGUACACGAACACGUGGCAGGUGGAAAUACUCAAGCAACGAAGAAAGUGAGGACUCAGAGAGUGAAAAAAACUCUGAUGAGGAGGAGGAAGAGGAAGAAGAGGAGGAAGAAGAAGCCGCACCUGCUGAUGACGAUGAACCAUGCAAGAAGUGUGGCCUUCCCAACCACCCGGAGCUGAUUUUGUUAUGUGACUCCUGUGACAGCGGAUACCAUACAGCUUGCCUUCGCCCUCCUCUGAUGAUAAUCCCUGAUGGAGAAUGGUUCUGCCCACCUUGCCAGCACAAAUUACUCUGUGAGAAAUUAGAGGAACAGUUACAAGAUCUGGACGUCGUCUUAAAAAAGAAGGAGCGUGCAGAACGCAGAAAAGAGCGACUGGUGUACGUGGGUAUCAGCAUUGAGAACAUCAUUCCACCGCAGGAGCCGGAAAUCCCUGAAGGUCAGGAAGAAAAAAAGAAAGAUUCCAAAAAGCACAAAUCAAAGCUGCUUGAAAGGAGGUCUACCAGAACCCGGAAAUGCAUAAGCUACAGGUUUGAUGAAUUUGAUGAGGCAAUUGAUGAGGCAAUUGAAGAUGACAUCAAGGAAGCUGAUGGAGGAGGCAUUGGCAGAGGCAAAGACAUGUCUAAUAUCACAGGUCACCGUGGGAAAGACAUUUCCACAAUCCUAGAGGAAGAAAGGAAAGAAAAUAAGCGACCACAAAGGGCUGCUGCAGCACGGCGCAAGAAACGACGGCGACUAAACGACCUGGAUAGCGACAGCAAUCUGGAUGAGGAAGAGAGCGAGGAUGAGUUUAAGAUCAGUGAUGGAUCUCAGGAUGAGUUUGUUAUAUCAGAGGAAAACCUGGAUGAAAGUGAAGAUGACCCGCCAUCAAACGAAGACAGCGAUUCCGAGUUCUGUGCCCGCAUAUCCAGGCGACACCUCUCCAGGCCCAUGAGGCAAAGCAGGCGGUUACGAAGGAAAACAGUCAAGAAAAAAUAUUCUGAAGAUGAUGAAGAUGAAGAUUCCGAGGACAAUUCGAGCAGAGAAUCUGAGAGCGGUGAUUACACAGAUUACAGUGACGAUGAUUACCUGGAAACCAGGAGGAGAAGAUCAAGAAGGAAUCAGAAGAGGCAAGUUAACUACAAGGAGGAUUCAGAAAGUGAUGGCUCUCAGAAAAGUGUCCGAUACGGAAAGGAGUUAAGAAGAGUUCAUAAACGCAGGCUCUCCACUUCAGACAGCGAAGAGAGCUAUGCGUCCAAGAACUCUGAAGAUGACGAUUCCACCAAGGAGUCGAAGCGACUGAUUCGAAAACGUCGGCGAAGUACGGACGACUACACUGAGGAAGGAGAGGAUGAGGAGGAUGAAGAGAGGCCUGUCCGCAAACGGCUCAAUCGAAUCGAAACAGACGACGAAGAUAACUGCGAAAAUGCAAACGAUGAGGCAGAAAACCCUGCAAGUAAGCUGCCGGCACCACAGGCUCCUCAAGACAACACCAAGAAGCACUGCUACCGGAUAGAAAGUGACGACGAAGAUGACUUUGAUAACGUGGGGAAAGUAGAGAGCCCUUUGGACUACAGCCUGGUGGACUUGCCUUCCACCAACGGACAGAGCCCAGGUAAAACCAUUGAGAACUUGAUUGGCAAACCGAGUGAGAAGACCCAAGCCCCCAAGGACAGCACAGCCAGCGCCAGCCUGGCGCCCAACGGCACAGGGAGCGGGCAGGAAGCAGUAGGGCCAGAGGAAGAUGAAGAUGAACUUUUGAGAGUGACUGACCUUGUUGAUUACGUCUGUAACAGUGAACAGUUAUAAGACUUCCGUUUUUGUGCUAAUUUAUUCCACGGUAGCUCAUACCAGCGGGCCAGUUAUUAAAAGCUGUUUUAUUUUUCCUAGAAAAUUCUCCACUACAGUAUCACUUUUUAGAAGCAAGAAUUUCACCAGUCCUGCAGUCUUUCUGUGAAGUGACCAGUUUUGAACUUUGAAGAAGAAUUGCUGUAAAUUCCCUCUCUUACCCCCCUUUCUCCUUCCAAGUCCAUGGUCCUGGGUAAUUUCACUCACAAAAACCUUAUCACAACAAGAGAUUUGUAUAUUUUUGGCUUUAUAUUUCCUGAGUGCAUACAAAUUUGUGGAAAUGGGUGGCCUAAGAAAGCAUUCCAAAUCGGUCAGGGCCCAAACCGGAACUUGGGGUGGGUUUGGCUCAAGGGGUGGGCGGGGUGCAGAAGCACUUGUGCUUUAGCUUUUUCAUAUGAGAUAUAUAUUAUAUUUAAAUGUUCACAACUUAGAUUACAACUUAACAGACAGUCUCAAAUUUAACGUCUGUACUGUCGCAUUUUGUGAGUUGUAGGUUAACAUGCCAUAGCUCAUUAGUAAUCACCUUCAUGGAAGCAGUUUGAUUUUAAUACUGGAGGCAAACAGAAUUACUAGAGGCCAAGAAGGUACCAUAAACAAGAACUCUACUAUCCAUUAUGACUUGCAGACUUUCCUAAUAAACAUCCUUUAAAGUGUUUGUACAGUAAAGUGUACUGUAAUGAAGUUUUUGACAGUUGAAACAUGCUGGCGAUGAAUUUGUAAAGCUAUCUCAUGCGUAGUUCAUCAGAUGGUCUCCUAUGCACGGUGUCUAGUGGGAGGACGCAUUGAUGCAAAGUUGGUCUGUAAACGGGAUGGCAUCUUGACGUGCUGCAAACUUUUUACAGACAAAAGAAUCCUGCAGUAGCUGCGUGGCCACUCGGGUUUCACCUUCUGUUGGAGUGUUCCGAAUGGGAUGUGUCUGUACAAACUGCACUGACCGCGGAAUUACGGCGCUUCAAAGGAUUGAGGGGUUUUCCAAUAAACCGUGACUGGUCCAUUCAUGUCCUUAGUAUCUACUUCAAAUUGAAGUAAACAAAUGGAACAGUUUUCCUUUUGGAGGUUUUCUGUUUGGGGUUUGUGUGUGUUUUUGUUUUGAUUUUACUUAUCUGCCUGGAUGUAUUAGCAGGUUUUGAAUGUAGUGUUGGCCUUUGGCCGUUAGAAUUUUCUUAAAAUACUUUUAGUAAUUGUCAUGUGACCAAACUGAUUUCAAGAAGGCAGUACUUCUGAGAGAAAACACUUGGCUCCAAGACAUCUCAUCAACUUUGGAGUGGGCAUGAAGUGAUAUGUGCUUUCAUUCAGAAAAAAAAUGGAGACUACAGAACAAACCAACAAACGUGGGCACAUAAGGAAGAGCAGAGCUGGAAUUUGUCUGGGGUAGCGUUGAGUUUUCUCUUCAUUCGGAAUUAAGAUGCAGGCUGUAGCAUUUGUACGUGUUGUAGCACACAGACAGCUGACAAAGAUCUGCCAAAUGUUGAAAUCCAAAAAGGUCACAUCUGUUAUUCCUUUUGCUCUGAGAUUUGGAUAUUUGACUGGUGUUGAUGUCCAUUGCCGGCAAUGGAUGCACCGAAACUGCUGCUGCCACUGAGGAGUGAGUUCUCCUUUCCUGCCCCACCUGAUUCCCUUCCAUUAUACUGUAUUUACUAGUCAGUCAUGAAGCACUUCUGUUUUCUUCUACUAAAACCGGCAUUAGGCCUUUACUAAAUACCUCUCUAGAAAACCUAGAUCCAAAAAUACCAACUUCUGGCCUGGAAACUCUUGGUUUUGUUUCCCCACCUCUCUCUCCACGAGUUCUAUCAGAACCGCCCUGUGACCAUUGCUCAAUUGGGUUCUAGCAGCGCACAUUUAAAACUAGAAUCGUCAGAGUUGCAAGAAAGGUAGAACUCGUUCGCUAUCUGCUAUGCCAAGCAAGCUUGUGAUUAAAAUAAAAAAAGAAAUCACACUCUUUCUAAAUGAGAACUGAAUGCCAUUAAAGAUUAAAUAUCUUUCCACCUUAUCGAUGUUAACUGUUAACAGAUUUCACGAGCAGGUAUUAAAACAGGGUAGUGAAAAGCCACAGAGGUUUAGAAUGUUCUUAAAAGUGUAUGUAGCAUUUUAGCUACUACAGUCUUUUUAUUUGCCUAGCUGAUGCAUAAAUGUAGUGCUUCUACAUUUCUAAUCUACUUGUGUUUUAAAACAAGCAAGAGCAUAUGGCUUCCACUUUUUAAUGUUAAUAGUUGCUAAGCAUUUUUAAUAUUUGCAGUGCAAACUGUCAGAUUCCUGUGCAGCAACGCUGUGCAACCACUGAUCUCUUGUUUAUUUUGGCAGUGCCAUCAUCUUUUUUGCUGCCAGAUGGAGCCUUUUCCUAUCUGGUCAGUGCCGUAGCAAACAUUCUUGCUCGUAGACAGCACCAAAAGUUGGAUACGUAGUGGGUGAAUCAUUGGGAAUGUAGGAAAAUACAAAGCAGUUGAAAUAGCGAAUACACCAACCAGGGAGAAAGUGAGCACCAUGUUCAGGAGUGACUUGGAGAACAGGAAGCAGAAGUGGAGGACUGAAUUUUAUGUCAAGUGCGUCAAGUUUUACCAACGUAGGCAGGCAAGCUGUUACUUUCUAGUGGUCAGUUUUACAAAACAAUUCUUCUGUCUCCUGAGAAGUCACGUUUGAUAGCUGGGAUGGCUUCAUCCCCCAGGAUCCCGAGGUCCCGUUAGACCAGUGGGAAUACUGUGCAAGGAAAAUCUGCCUCCACGUCCUACAGAGCCCAGCAUUUUAAAGCUUCCAUUUUCUCUCCUGCCCAAGGCUUCCAGCGUGGUGGGAAAUGUAAAUCUCUUGGGAAGGAUGUUGUUUUCAGACACGAGGCUGGCUGGCUGCCACGCGGGGCUCAUGCUGCCAUGUUAUGUGAUCCCAGAGUGGGAAUGUCCUCCAGGUGCUGUGCUGUCCAUAGCAGCUCGUGCUCUUCUGUACGCAUCCCGAGAUCACAAGUCGCGUGUCUUUGACUGCUCAUCUUCAGGUGUGGCUUUGGGCUAGCAGAAAUUCGGGGCGUGUGAGAAACAGAACACAGUGCGGCUAGGGAUUUGUCACACGACGGGCUGAAGGGCAGGAGGAGGAGCACCCAUUGGCUGAGCACGGAGAGAAUUCAUUUGGCGAUCUCCAAACAGGCUGUCACCAAAAGCUGUGUCUUUUUUAACUGCAGACCCUUCUGAGUAUAACUGACCAGGAAGAAAGUGAACUGAUGCCUGUGGGCUGCGCGAGUCCUAAGAAGCACUGGAGAAGGGAAGGAACUAUAAACUGAGUUGGGGAAUGGAUGUUUCUGGGUGCCACAAAGAUAAAGGACGGCUCUUCGCCAUGAGCAUGGUACGUGAUGUGCAAAAUGCGGCCCCUCUGCACUAAGGAAUGUGGUGCGUUAAUCCAACCAGAAGGGUGGGGAAUUAAGAAGGCAAAAUUUCAUUGCAGUGGCUGUCUUCUAGUUAGUGAGUCUUCUAAACCUUGACUUAAAAAUGGAAAACAACAUCACUAAGCUACCAAAAAAACCCUUAAUGUUGAAAGCCUGGAGAAAGAUGAGUACUGCACAACAAACUCCGAGCUCUUGGAUAGUUUGACUUCACACGUGUUUAAUUACAUUAUAAAAUUACUAUAUCUUCCCGAUUCAUUUAAUGAAAGGAUUGCUUUGUUCUAACAGCACUUGAGAGAAACAGAGCUGCUUUUCCUCUAACUUGCCCAUUUAUUAAUAUGUCACCUCGAGAUUCCUGUGGAUUGAAAUGUCUCGGCCGCUCUUCAAGCAGUGGGAGCUGAUGACUGCUUCUCUCCUGGUCACUGCUGUUCUCUGAAUGCUGCCCUGCACUCUGAGGGAUCCCAAAGAACCUCAAGGUGAAUGUGUAUGUUCCCAAAAGAAGGAUUGUAUGGCAGCGGUGCCCUUGUUCUGAUUUGUCUUCAUGUUUCUCCCUUGAACUAUUUGGUAUCCGGGUGCUGUCUAAUGAUUUUAAUAGCCUGUUGUUGGGGUGUCCAUUCUGUACCUCUGUUUUCAGGUGCUUGCAGCUUGGUUUUCAGUGCUCUGCAGUAGGAAGUCCUGGACAGAACCUUCAGCGAGUUGUUUUGAGUUCCAUAUUUUCACCAACAUUUCUUCUUUUAAAUGAGAAGUAAACGAGGAAUUUUGGUGGCCCCUGCUUUUUAAAUCCACUCUGUGCUCCGUGAUUGAAAUAAAUUCUGGUGGUCACGCUAGCCCCCAGCCCUGGUCUGACCAAGGGACUUGUAUCAUCUAGUUCAAAGUGGCAACACGUGGGCCCUGAGAAGUGGUUUUGGUGCAUGUGCAGUGCCUGCUACCCACAGGCGUGUGUUAUGGAUCUAACGUGCAGCGUGCACCUUAGAUACGUAUUGACAUUUGCUUUCAGUUCACUGGGUACAUAAAAUCCUUUCAUGUAUAAAUAUAUGUAAGAAUAUCAAAUAUCUUCAAAUGGUAACGUUCUGGAAAAAGGAAUCUGUUGAAUAGGGUGGGGAAAUCUCAGCAAUUCAUGCGAAGAGAGCACAGUUCUGCAAGUGCUCCUGUGCUGAAAGCAUCUAUGGGAGCAUUCAGGACUGCUGUCUGAAAUUAGGCUGUGCAGGAUGAAGCCCACGUUUCCUGGGAUCUCACUUUUCCUGCUCCCCUUCUAGAACAAAGGGGGUAGGGACUGCAUCGCUUAAAAUGUCAGAAGACAGAAAAUGAAAAAGCCGACAGAAGCAGUACUUACUCCUUAUCCAGCGUGUACUGAAGUAAUGAAACUUCUCAGUGACUAUUUCUUGAUGCUUUAGAGCUGAGGAGCUCACGAACACUCUGCCUUCAGAAAUACUUAUCACCUGAAGCUGGACACGCAGCAGCCAGGGACUGGGGGUUACUGGUCACUUCUGGAGAUGUGCAUCGCUUACCAACUCUUAUUUUAGGUCAGGUGUAACUCAAUGAGAUGGUUCCAAGCGGCAAAAGCGUGUGCUUGGGAGCUGUUUGUGCCAGUGCUUUGGAAUAAUUUAACUUAUUUUGUAUAUUGCAGAAGAUGUAUAUUGCUUAGUAUGACACUUACUUAAAAAAAAAAAAAACUGUGCGUGCAGCUUCUGGGGGAAAGAACAGGACACUCUAAGUAGAUAAAAAGGUUUUAUAAUUGAGGAUGCAGUUUAAAGACUCCAGGUGUAACUGCAAUUAAAAGCAACUCCUACAGCCUGGGUUUUUGACCGUUGUUUUGUAAAUGCUGGCACCCCACAGCUGAGCUUGAGAUCAGCAGAGGGGACGAUACAGCAGUUAGAGGACACAUGCUUAGCGUGUCUGCAAAUAGAUCUGCUAUUGCUACAUGAAACCCCAAAGGUUCCCAAGGAGAACUGGAAGGUGGAGUUGCUCUCUUCCUUCGGUUGGUUUACUUCGUGCACUUUGCAGCACUUUGUGUAUAGUCAGUCGCGCUGGUUCCCCAGGUGCAGACCGAGUCGGUUUCUCCUGCUGUUGGAAUGCUCUUUCCACUUACAGGAGAUGGGGAAUGGGUGGAGGGAAGCGGAAUGGGAAAAUGUGGAUGCAAGCCCAUGCAAAUUGAAAGACAGGUCUUGGACAGGCCUAAAAACCGCUUCUGAUUCAUCCUUUAAGGACUGUAUUUCAAAGGGAAGGUCUCCAUGUAAGAGAAUCAUCCUGACAUCCUCCUUUUCUCAUGGUGACCUUCAGAGCAACAGGAAAAGCUGUUCCCGGUCUCCCUCCUUGAGGGAGUGGCUCUGCCAGCGCAGCACGGACGUGGAGAAGGUUAGGAGCAGUCCGUGCAGUGCUGUGACACUGCUGGCCUUUGGGGGUGUUGUUUGGAGUCCGCGCGGGUUCCUUUGUCCUUUGUUCCUCUUAUUCUGUCCCACACAACUAAACUGAUGAGUGAUACUUCAAUAGAUUAGUCUGUCACAACUUCAGUGAUCUUAAGGGGAUAAAGUCCUACUAAAACGCACGAUAGGCCUCGUUACCAGUGCACCAUUUGUUAGUUAAAAGUCCGUAAUAGAUACUAAUCUGCUACUCAAGUUAGUGGUAGAAAAGGAAAUCAAAGCAUACAGUUACGUACCUUGUUUAGUUUUCCAUUUCAUCCUCAUUAUAUGGACUCUAAAAUCUUGUACAGUAUCUUAUUCCUACACUAUAUUCAUUUAAAUGGCACUCCUCCCCCUAACCUGCACUAAAACCAUGUGUUUUUCAUGCCAGUCAGGUUGCUAGAUGCUAGCCCUGCUUCCUAGAUUGGCAGCAGCCAUGAGAUGGCACUCAACUAAUUCAGAUGCUCAGCGUCACUGUUGUCAGUAUGCACCAUGGUUCUCAAAUAGGCGCAGAGCUGUAGGCAGAUGCUGGACAAACACUGGGUGCAUUCACUGUCCCACAUAGCACAGACCAGGUAGUUGCUAGCAGAAUGGCUCCAGCGUUCUGUGACAAUGAGAUCAAAACUGCCAGACAGGUUAAAAUCUAAGAUGUACUUACACGAAAUCCAGUCUUGUCUUCCUCCUGUAUGCUGUUUGUAUGUUUGCAAGGAAAUGUGGAGCUCCUUAACAUCGCUCUCAUUCACAGCUGGCCUCAUUUUUCUUUUCCUUCUCUAGAAGUCCCACAGCCGAGCUCUUUACGGAGCUUAACCCGCGCACUUCAGAGUCCUGAACCUUGAUUUUUAGAUCUCUUCCAUCGUGACUUGCUGCCGCAUCCAAGGGAAAGGACGGAGGGGACGCACACUGUGUGUGUGGGAGGUGGGGAAAGAGGUGCUGGAAGAACUGGAAUUGUCAUUGUUGCACAUAAAUUGGGUGGUGCUUUCAUGUCCUUCCCCGCUCGCCAGAAAUACCACACGCAUGGGAAACGCGAUGCAUCAGAACUUCUUAACAUGGAAGUCAUGGUGGCCUCAGUGCUCCAAGGGUUAACUGCAGUUUAAUAACAGCUCAUGUUUUUAGAUUUGCAGUACACAACUGUUUAAAUACUGUAUUCCUUGUAAAUGAAGUAAAAAAAAAAAAUGUUAAGGCUGGUGCCAAUAUUUUUGUUAAUGAAUUGUUCAGCGUUGUCUCACUACAGUCUGGUCAGAACUCUUUGUGUAUAAGCUGGGCCUGAAGCCAUUUUAUAGCUUGUAGGCCUAAUUGUGUAACUUUUCUUUCAUAAUGUUUUUGUUAUAAUAUCUACUGUCAUUUCUUUCAUAUAAAUAUGACAUGUAAAUUGUCAUAAUAAAAAAAAAAUUGAAAUAA